ACUACCUGACUUCUGGUGCUUUCUCUUUCCAUGAUGGCCUCUCAUCUCCCUCUUGCUUUGCCUCUCCUCAAGUCUCUGUCCAGCAGGAUGAGCUCAGAGAAUGUCACCUGGGCCAGGGUUGCCCCUGUGGAAUUCAUCCUCCUGGGCAUCACAGAUCGCUGGGACCUGCGUGUGACCCUCUUCUUGAUCUUCUUGCCCAUCUACCUGGUGAGCCUGCUGGGAAACAUGGGCCUGGUGCUGCUGAUCCAUGGGAAUGCCCGGCUCCACACCCCUAUGUACUUCUUCCUGGCCAACCUCUCCCUUCUGGAUGCCUGCUAUUCCUCAGCCAUUGGCCCCAAGAUGUUAGUGGACUUGCUGCUGCCCCGUGCCACCAUCCCGUAUGCAGCCUGUGCCCUCCAGAUGUUUAUCUUCGCGGGGCUGGCUGAUGCAGAGUGCUGCCUGUUGGCCGCCAUGGCCUAUGACCGCUAUGUGGCCAUCGGGAACCCGCUUCUCUAUACCACGGUUAUGUCACCACGUCUGUGCUUGGCCUUGCUGGGGGCAUCAGGCCUGGGAGGGGCAGUGAGUGCCUUCAUCCACACAACUUUCACCUUCCGCCUGAGCUUCUGCCGCUCCCGGGAGGUCAACAGCUUCUUCUGUGACAUCCCCCCACUACUGGCCAUCUCAUGCGAUGACACCAGUCUCAACGAAGUCCUCCUCUUCGCCGUCUGUGGCUUCAUCCAGACAGCCACGGUGUUGGCCAUCGCUGUGUCUUACGGCUUCAUCGCGGGGGCUGUGGUCCGCAUGCGGUCGGCCGAGGGCCGCCGGAGGGCAGCCUCUACCUGUGGCUCCCACCUCACAGCUGUGGCCAUGCUGUAUGGGACCCUCAUCUUCAUGUACCUGCGUCCCAGCUCCAGCUAUGCCCUGGACACAGACAAGAUGGCAUCUGUGUUCUACACCCUUGUCAUUCCAGCCCUCAACCCCCUCAUCUACAGCCUCCGCAACAAGGAGGUCAAGGAGGCCCUGAGGCGGACCCGGAGUCGAUUCUGCUGUCCAGGGAGAGGUACCAGGGACUGGUCCCAGGAGGCUGGUUAAGUCUGACUCUGGAAAGACCAGGACACUCUGUCCCAUCACCGCGGGUAAAGAAAUCGCUGUUCUGAUUUGGAUGUCUUCUGUCAUUGUUUAAGGGAUUAUCAAGGGGGAAAUGGAAGCAUCCAGGAGGGAGUCAGGAAACCACCAGUAUUCUAUGGCUAGCCCUAGAGCCGGAAUCAAGACCAGGUUAAUGUUUCUAUGGAGCUCCCUGAAGGUCCUCAAUGUUCAAAAUAUAAAAGUUCCCAGAUGUUCCCGGGUAAUAUCAAAUAGCAUUAUUUGCCACCUAAAGAAGCUGAUUGGAGCUGGGGCUGUAGCUCAGGGGUAGAGCACUUGCCUAGUAUGUGUGAGUCGCUGGGUUUGGUUCUCAGCACUGCAUA
Molecule: messenger RNA, 1445 nt
Organism: Ictidomys tridecemlineatus (thirteen-lined ground squirrel)
Lineage: Eukaryota; Metazoa; Chordata; Mammalia; Rodentia; Sciuridae
Gene: Or5c1
Product: olfactory receptor family 5 subfamily C member 1
Biological process (GO): G protein-coupled receptor signaling pathway
Cellular component (GO): membrane
Molecular function (GO): olfactory receptor activity; G protein-coupled receptor activity
Source: RefSeq, a predicted model, not a curated record